AGAAGAAGAAGACAUUGUCAUAUCCUGCAUCGACGUCAGCGGCUGGCUAGCAUGUUUGUAUUCUUCUGUGUUUGACAUGUUUGCAUGCUCGCUACUUUCUCUCCUAAUGACGAGCAAUUAGUGCAUUAUAUCCAUGGCCGGUGCAAAGUGCUCACCCGUUUGACGACGUGUUAUCUGCCCCGCUGUGUGUGUGUGCUCCUCUUUAAUCACGCCUCGCCAAUGUUGUGUGACUAAAGAUGGAAACAAAUGUACCCAAGAGACGAGACAACAAGAAAGCUCUCCGGGUGAAGGUAAUAAGCCUCGGGAAUGCCGAAGUUGGUAAGAGUUGCAUCAUAAAACGUUACUGUGAGAAGAGGUUUGUUCCCAAAUAUUUGGCCACUAUUGGAAUUGACUAUGGAGUCACCAAGGUGCAGGUUCGCGACAGGGAAAUCAAAGUGAACAUCUUUGACAUGGCCGGCCAUCCUUUCUUCUAUGAAGUGCGCAAUGAGUUCUACAAAGACAGUCAGGGUGUGCUGCUUGUGUAUGACGUCGGUCUCCGGGACAGUUUUGAUGCUCUGGACAGCUGGCUGGGCGAGAUGAAACAGGAAAUGGGCUCUCAAGCCAACAUGGACAGUAUUGUCUUCAUGGUCUGCGCCAACAAGGUGGACUUGAUGAAACGGAGAGUCGUGGACGAAGGAGAGGGCCGUCUGUGGGCGGAGUCUCGGGGGUUUCAUUACUUUGAGACCUCGGCACAAAGUGGGGAGGGUAUCAACGAGAUGUUCCAGGCCUUCUUCUCUUCCAUCACUGACAUGUGUGAGAACGGUGGGAAGCGUCCUGUGUCAGAAGUUAGCGUUGGCUUCACCAAAGAGCAAGCAGACACCAUCAGGCGUAUCAGAAACAGUAAAGACUCUUGGGAUAUGCUGGGGGUCAAGCCUGGGGCCACACGGGAGGAGGUCAACAAGGCCUACAGAAAACUGGCAGUACUUCUCCACCCGGACAAAUGUGUGGCCCCUGGAAGCGAGGACGCUUUCAAGGCAGUGGUUAAUGCACGCACCUCCCUGCUGAAGAAUAUAAAAUAACACAGGGAAUGACAUUAAAAAAAUACAAAGUUGACAACACAUAAUAGUGCAAAAGGUAAUGUACAGUAUGUAAGCAUUAUUGUCCAGUUUUUCCUGAAAGGGAGUGGGAAGAAGAUCAUUUAUUUAAUCCCACCCUCACUGAGUCUCUAUUCAGUCAUUGUUCCAUUGACUUCUACUCUUACUUGAUUUAAGCAUUAUUAUACAAAUGUUGUAUCAUGGUGGCACUAUCACAGCUAACUCUAAUUAUUACACUCUAACAAUCAUUUGUAUCAAUAAUGUAGGAAGAAUGAAUGUACCAACAAUGGUAAUAGACAACAUAACAACAAUGGUAAUAGACAACAUAACAACAAUGGUAAUAGACAACAUAACAACAAUGGUAAUAGACAACAUAACAACAAUGGUAAUAGACAACAUAACAACAAUGGUAAUAGACAACAUAACAACAAUGGUAAUAGACAACAUAACAACAAUGGUAAUAGACAACAUAACAACAAUGGUAAUAGACAACAUAACAACAAUGGUAAUAGACAACAUAACAACAAUAGUAAUAGACAACAUAACAACAAUGGUAAUAGACAACAUAACAACAAUGGUAAUAGACAACAUAACAACAAUGGUAAUAGACAACAUAACAACAAUGGUAAUAGACAACAUAACAACAAUGGUAAUAGACAACAUAACAACAAUGGUAAUAGACAACAUAACAACAAUGGUAAUAGACAACAUAACAACAAUGGUAAUAGACAACAUAACAACAAUGGUAAUAGACAACAUAACAACAAUGGUAAUAGACUACAUAACAACAAUGGUAAUAGACAACAUAACAACAAUGGUAAUAGACAACAUAACAACAAUGGUAAUAGACAACAUAACAACAAUGGUAAUAGACAACAUAACAACAAUGGUAAUAGACAACAUAACAACAAUGGUAAUAGACAACAUAACAACAAUGGUAAUAGACAACAUAACAACAAUGGUAAUAGACAACAUAACAACAAUGGUAAUAGACAACAUAACAACAAUGGUAAUAGACAACAUAACAACAACAGUCCAGACAGUAGAGCACAUAGUCACAAGACAGAAAACCUAAAAAAAAAUGUCUUGAAAAUGCACGAUAAAACUAAUUGAAAAUAAA
Molecule: messenger RNA, 2193 nt
Organism: Nerophis ophidion (straightnose pipefish)
Lineage: Eukaryota; Metazoa; Chordata; Actinopteri; Syngnathiformes; Syngnathidae
Gene: dnajc27
Product: DnaJ (Hsp40) homolog, subfamily C, member 27
Exons: 8
Coding region: 237-1058 (273 amino acids)
Molecular function (GO): GTP binding; GTPase activity
Source: RefSeq, a predicted model, not a curated record